Penicillium verrucosum is the source of this 801-nucleotide messenger RNA. RefSeq lists its product as uncharacterized. The record is from RefSeq and is a predicted model, not a curated record. The transcript is spliced from 4 exons. Bases 1 to 801 code for a protein of 266 amino acids. NCBI's taxonomy places the organism in Eukaryota, Fungi, Ascomycota, Eurotiomycetes, Eurotiales, Aspergillaceae.
AUGACAGGAAGCCUGGAGCUUCCCCAAAGGCCCGAGCCUCUCGCAGUGACCUCACUGAGUCUGCCAGAAAUCCAGAAGAUCCUUGGUCUCACUAUGGUUGUGGAUAGAGAGUUCGACUCUGUUAUGCCUAUACCCGUCCCGCAAGAUCUCAAAUUCUGGUUGGAAAAAGCGGACCGCGUUCAUAGCGCUCAUGCCGCUAUCUGCGCAAACGAAGCGAGGAUCCGCUACAAGCUUAACCUCCUCCUUGUCUACGCUCACGAUCUAGUAAUGUCGUCUUCAAAUGGAUCUAUGAGACCCUUGAACAUUCAGAUGGAGCGUAUGUGGGAGUAUAGCUCCAUAAAAUGGGAGGGGAAGAAACGGACGCUAUUGGGGCACCCCGACUAUGGCAUCUGGUAUGGAGAGAAGGAAGACCUUGACUUGAACGUUGUUAUCAUGGGGGUCAAGAGACUAAAUGGUGGUGGCGAAGGGAUUCCGCAGGCGCUCGCAUAUAUGGGGUGCGUUCAUAAGCAGCGUAAAGACCUUGGCAAAACAGACACCACUGUCUACGGCAUCUCUGCCGAUACUAUGAAUUUCACGUUCAUAAAGCUCGACAAUAAGUCUCGGUGGUCUUUCAAGCUAGUCGGCGUCGUCGGAAAUGGGUUCGAACAAGUGCUUGGUCUACUGGUCUAUAUGAUGAAGAAAGCGACUUCGAUGUCACCCGCUACCUCCAAACGCACGUCUCACCAGACACGACGAGGAUCAGGGGAGUCUGGUCUGAGCUUCGACUAUAACCCUGAGAUGGAUGAGAUGGAUGUUGAAUGA